CUCCUUUGGUAUGAUAAUUUUGAGAUGUUUGAGCAUCCGAUAGAUUUGCGGUUGAAUUUGCUUCAUAGUUACCAAUCAAGUCCACCUUGUAGCCAUAUUGAUGUAAUAUUGGUAGGAGUUGUUCAAGCUAUUCUGAAGAUUAUUUGGUAAAGUAUGUUAAAAGCCUUAAAACCAUCCACACUGUUUGACCUAGUAAGCCACUUUUUUGACAUUAUCUUAAAGAUAUAACCAAUCUUGCUUAAAAUUGUAGACGAGUGUAUUCAUUUUGAUGUUACUCAUAAUAUGAACACAUUAAAUAAUAUACAUGAAAAAUUGGGAAAUGGUUAAAGAAGUGAUGUUGGAUCAUGUUAGAAUAUUAUGCAUACAUUAAAAAAUAUUUUCCAAGAAUACUUCGAAGCGUGUUUGGCAGUGUUAGGUGGAGGACAGACCCCACAUCUAUUGUAUACGUCACCACUGUUGUUUUGAAUGGAAAGUCUUUCAGAGAGGUUGAGAAUUCUUGUAUUAGAUCUAAAUUUAAUGUGAAUAAAAUUCUGCUAACCAGUUGAAAAUAACACAGCCAUGCUUAAUACAUAGUCUGGGAAAUAAUAAUUGAAAUUCUUUUCUCACAAGAAGCAAUGACAAUUUUAAUGAAUGCACUAGAUGAAUUUAAACAUUUUUAUAAAGGUCUUAAGUCAGGUGCUACAGAUUGAAAAGAAGACUCAUGAUAUUUUUAAUUGCUAUAGACACCUUUAAGAAAUUUAGAGCCCAUUGUUUAUUGCCAAGCAAAUUACAAUAUUGAUUGGAUGUUUUUUAAAAUAAUUAAAAUCUUAGAAAGUGUAAUAAAUAUAUCAGUCAAGAAAAUGAAGUUCUGCAUUAACUGUGAAUUUUACUAAAUAUGACUAUUUGAUGAAGCAAAUUUACCCAAAACCAUUUGGUGUUACUGUAUGUAUGCUGUUGGUGCUGGAAGAUGUCUAUGUGCUUGUAUCAACACGUGACUUCAUGUAAAGAUUCUUAAUCUUCACAGUUCUUGACAAAUGCAGUUUCAAUCCUUAUGUAGCCAGCAGUGGAUGUUACUGUGGGAAAAUGCAGGAUUAAAUUGUCCUUGUGGAUAACGUGUGAAUCUUCUUUGACCUGAAAUUUAAAAUGCAGCACAGUUUAAUCUCUGAUUAAAAUGUACUAAUAGCUCAAGAAAUGACUAAUUCAUAAUUCUCUUUAUGUACAUAUUAUGUAAAUGUUUUCAGUUUAGUAUUUUAGCAAAAAGAAUACUAAUCUUCAAACAGCCUUAUCAUAUAUAUAUGAGGUUUACCAUAUUAAGCUGGCAACUUCAAAUGCAAAUACAGUUUUGAUAUGUAGUAUUCUACUCAUUAAAAAAAAAGAUGCUGACCAAAACCUUUUUAUUAUAUAGAAGCUUCAGUAAAUCAGCUGUUGCUUAAAAUAAUAAUCCAUGGUAGCUUUCUUACUUUUAGUUGAAAAGAUGAUAAGUUGUUAAGGUGAUGUCUCCCUCUUAGAUCUUGUCAAUUAUUUCCUAAAUUCCUUAGGAAAAAAGGUAGGGAGAGUGGAAUGAGUCCGUUUAGUCCAAGUUUGAAUUAGACUAAGUGUAAAAUCAGAUGCAGUGUAAUUCUUGUUUCAGAAACAUCAUUUUAUGUUAAAAAAAGUUAACAUCUUUAAAGAUACUUUGUUUUAAAGAAAACCUGUAGGAGUGAACUUACGAGAUUUUUAACUUGCAACUAAUGAUAAUCCUCACCACAUCCAAUUAAUAUUUACCAACAAUCUCAUAAAAUGAGCCUCAUUUCUUACUACUUUCUGUACACAUCCUUUUACAGUGAGUAUUGGGCAUAUGCUUGCCUGGUGAGUGAUAAGCAUUUUAGGGUUUCCUAGAAAAAUACCAAAUCUUACGAUGGUGAAAUUUGAGAAGGAUGUGAAUUAAAAUUUGCCUUCCUGAUUUAAAAUUUUAAGAAUUGUCUUGUUGUUUCUAAACAUGAGCCUACCUACCUUAGAAGAGGCAAGUGUCACCCAAAUCAGUAAAGCUUCAAAGCAAGUUCUUAGGGUUUGUUUUUCCAUUUUCAGGAUGUCUUUUAUGAACACAAGAGUAUGUUUUGCUAACUCAUAGUCAACCAAAAAGUAAAGUUGAAACUGUAUUUGGUAAUUUGUCUUGCCAGAAAGGCCAUUUUAUGGGUUAAGCAGUAGGGGAUGGGCCACCAGGGGCUAAACGUGAUAAGUAGUAUAUUUUCAUAGUCCAGUUCCUGUAUAACGGAGUAAAAGGGGGAAAGAGGGUGACUAUGAAAUAGCACAUGGAAAAGCUUAGCUUCAACCCAGAAUGUGGUACAUUUUGUCAUGACCAAGUGCAAGAUUCUCUUUACUAUUCAGGAACUACACUGAGUCCAAAAAAUAUUCUUUUUUCCCCCCUGUUUAUCUAUGAUGCUUAGCUUAGAACUGUCUGCUAGGAUGGCCAGCAGCUAUUAACUGCCAGGGCUGUCGUUCGGUAGGGGAAGACGGAAAUAAGUGAGCAACUCAAAUGCCACAAGCUAGCGUGAUGGCAGAAACGGUCUUCAAUGGCUUCAUCGGUCCCCUACGGACCGAGGGUAAUGGGAUUUACAUUCUCAGAGGAGCCCUGCGAGCGCCCGCGGACCCUGCCCGGAAGAACGCGCGGCUGGAAAAGAAACGGGGGCAGCGCGCGACGCCGGGUGGGGACUCGCCUCCCGCGCGGCUGCCGAGGUGUCGCGAGAGCCGGGCGGCCUCUUGGCGGCGCCGGAGCGGGUAAGGGCCCCGCGCGUUCCGCUGGACAGGCGGUUUGGUGGGCUUGCUUUUGCCAGCCGAGGGCGCCGGCCUCCCGGGCUCGGGGCUGGCCCCCGCCGCUCCUGGCAGGCGCACCUAUGGCGUUUCUAAGGUGACGCUGCGCACACCGACUUCAUCUGGCGGCGGAGAAAACACGUAUGAACCCUCCGGUGACCCUCCUCGCCGGGCGUCAGGUGAGCGGCCGCCGCUUCUGCCGAACAUCGGGUCAGAAGUUGAGAUUUCCACUGUUGAGAGACAGCGGAAAGAGCUGCAGCUGCUCAUUGGAGAACUGAAAGAUCGAGAUAAAGAGCUCAAUGAUAUGGUUGCAGUACAUCAGAGACAACUUCUUUCAUGGGAAGAAGAUCGGCAGAAAGUGCUGACUUUGGAAGAACGUUGCAGCAAAUUAGAAGGUGAACUUCAUAAAAGAACUGAAAUAAUCAGGUCACUCACAAAGAAGGUAAAAACUCUUGAAUCUAAUCAAAUUGAAUGCCAAACGGCUCUUCACAAGACUCAGCUGCAGUUUCAGGAAAUGACUCAAAAGGCAACUCAUUCCUCUCUCCUCUCUGAAGACCUUGAGGCUAGAAACGAAAAUCUCAGCAGCACGUUAGUGGAACUUUCUGCUCAGGUAGGACAGUUGCAAGCUCGAGAACAGUCCCUCACUACAAUGAUAAAGCUAAAGGACAAAGAUAUUAUUGAGGCAGUCAAUCACAUUGCAGACUGUUCAGGUAAAUUUAAGUUGUUGGAGCAUGCCUUGCGUGAUGCUAAGAUGGUGGAGACUUGUAUUGUGAAAGAAAAGCAAGAUUAUAAGCAGAAAUUAAAGGCACUUAAGAUUGAAAUCAAUAAACUAAAAGAGGAUCUAAAUGAAAAGACAACAGAAAAUAAUGAACAACGAGAAGAGAUCGUUCGCCUCAAGCAAGAGAAAGGUUGCCUGCAUGAUGAACUGCUUUUUACUGCAGAGAGAGAAAAAAGGAAAGAUGAAUUACUGGAUAUCGCAAAGUCAAAGCAAGAACGUACAAACACAGAACUGCAUAAUCUGAGACAGAUUUAUGUAAAACAACAGAGUGAUCUACAGUUUCUUAAUUUCAAUGUGGUAGAAAAUUCUCAGGAAUUAAUACAGAUACAUAACUCAAAGAUGGAAGAAUCAAAGGCUCUGGGAUCCAGCAGAGACAUGUGUUUAUCAGACCUUGAAAAUAACUACCCAAAAGCCAAUAUUAAGAGGGAGAAAAAUCAGAAGCCACUGGUUAAGGACCAAAAAUUUGAGACCACGUUGGUUCAGCAAAGUAGGUCAGACGAGAGCUCUUGUGAUAUAUGCAAAGAGAAGAAACUACAGUUCAGUACUUCAUUUGGGGAAAAAAGUGUAAUUGCUGUUUCAUCUCUAUUUGCAAAAGACUUAGUGGAGAAACAAAAGUCUUGGACUCUGGGAGGAAAAAUCCAGACUGAACUCGAAAACCAAAGUAUAUUGUGCAAGAUCAAUGCAAAAUCACCACAAGGUAAUAGAAUUGGGAUUCAGAACGAAGAGAAACAAUUCUCAGAAACAACAUCUUUAUCGGAUGAAAAACAGUGGCAUGACGUCAAUGUUUACUUGGGCCUGGACAACUGUUCUGGUUCAAAACAACCAGAAAAGCUGGAUUUUGAAUGUCAAGAUCACAUGGAAAGAUCUGGAGCCUCAUGUUGUCAUAAAAAUGAAGCCUGUCUAGGUGAAAAUGACAUGUAUGAAUCCAAGUGCUGCCAUCCAAGUAACUUCAUAAUUGAAGCCCCAGGCCACAUGUCUGACAUGGAGUGGAUGAGUAUUUUCAAGCCUUCUAAAGUGCAAAGAAUUGUUCGCCACAAAUCCGUGUGCACUUGUUCAGAAAAUGCCAUUGGAACAAAAUAUAACUCUUCAACAAGUGAGCUGGUUGCCAUCCAGCACUCCCACUGUUUGGGUUCUUCAGAAUCUGCCCUAAGAGAUGAUGAGAAGCUGGUAGAGACAGAGUCCUCUUCUGAUAAAAAGAACUCACCUAAGAUUUUGUUUAUGAACAAAGAAGCCGCUCUGCCCAGUGAAAAGGAUGAUUUUUCUCCCACAAGCAAGCUUCAGCGUUUGCUGGCAGAGUCUCGUCAGAUGGUUACAGAUUUGGAGCUGAGUACCCUGCUCCCCAUCAGCUCUGACAGCUUCAACAGCAGUGCCAAAAACAAUUUACAAGUCUCAGAAGAGUCAGCUCAAAAAAAUACUUGUUUCAGUAAUUGAAGAAAAACAAAAGUCAAGUUUAUUAUUCAUUGUGAUCAUGGAAGCCAAUUUCUCAUCUAUGUGGAAGGCAGGAAGCAGACAUCAAUACCUAAUACUUAACCUUGAAAACAAAAAGAGGACUGUAAUCCUUUGUGAGCAACAUUUAAUACCAAAGGGAAGCAGAAACUGAGAGUUAAUUUUUAAACAUCUAUAUUUUGUUUGUUUUUAAAAGUUAACCAUUUCAUGUGUAAGAAAUCAGACCUUACUGUGUAUUAUAUAUAUACAGACUUGGAAUUAUACUAAAAGAGAAAAAGACUUCUCUGUAAAGAUGCAGGCUAUCAUUAAUACUAGAGAAGCUCUUUAAAAGUGUGAACAUCAAAUAGAGAACCCUUGCAUAUAAAAUGCUAUUUUCAUUUUCUUAUUUUUUAAAGCUGUGCAUACAUUUAAAUUAUAACCAAGAGUUUAUCAGAGUUAGCUCCAAAUACAUGAGAAAUACUAUUCUUUUGAGGUUUUACUUUGGUUUUUGCUGUGUGAAAUAAACAUAAAAUGGUAUGCUAUAAAAAAUUUUUAACUGGAAAGUACUCCUUGGCUACUGACAAUUGAGGUCCCUCUGUCCCAGAGCUGAGCAGAGUCCCAUCUUGUCUGGGUCUGUAAUAGUCGCAUCUACUUACACAAACAAAAGCUUUAUGGAAUAUCAAGUUUUAUGUGCAUUUUUUAUCAUUAAAGACUAAAACACUUCCAUUUUAAUUUGUAACUUAAUUUUUUAAAGAAUAUACUAUUGUGCCUCUGUCCCUUCUAAGAGAAUUAAUCAGCCUUAGUAAAUAAAAAUUAUUUUUAAUAAUAAAGAAAAAUAAUAUUC
Molecule: messenger RNA, 5816 nt
Organism: Manis pentadactyla (Chinese pangolin)
Lineage: Eukaryota; Metazoa; Chordata; Mammalia; Pholidota; Manidae
Gene: CCDC62
Product: coiled-coil domain containing 62
Exons: 13
Coding region: 3074-4978 (634 amino acids)
Source: RefSeq, a predicted model, not a curated record